Molecule: messenger RNA, 3722 nt
Organism: Pygocentrus nattereri (red-bellied piranha)
Lineage: Eukaryota; Metazoa; Chordata; Actinopteri; Characiformes; Serrasalmidae
Product: adhesion G-protein coupled receptor G2-like
Exons: 22
Coding region: 59-2335 (758 amino acids)
Biological process (GO): adenylate cyclase-activating G protein-coupled receptor signaling pathway; cell surface receptor signaling pathway
Cellular component (GO): membrane
Molecular function (GO): G protein-coupled receptor activity
Source: RefSeq, a predicted model, not a curated record
GGCUGGUGUGAAGUCUGGACCGUACAGAUCAGUCGUGGUUCUGGCUGUGAUUUUGGGAAUGUCUUCACUGAGUCUUAGUAAAAGCUGUAAAAUGGAUAAAAGCUGCACAAGCAUCGUCGUGAUUGACGGUAACUACACAGGACCGAUGGAGAUGCCAAACAGCACUUGUCCAAAUUACUCUGUUUCAUCGGCCAGUGACACAGUCUGUAUCUUUUCAUUUGAUACUGUGGCAGAGACAUUCAACAAAAUUAUAACACAAACGACAACUACAGCUCCAACAUCAACAAACCCAGUAGGCUGUGGAAAAGGCAAAAAUAAACCGUGUGACAACAUUUCAAAGCUCUCUAAACGAUCCCAGGAAUACUUGAAAAAACAUCCCAAUAUCCUACGACAGCUCGCGGGUUUGUCAGACGUUGAUAUUGAAAACUUUCUGCAGUCACUCAAUAAUACUGAUAUAUACAACUGUACAUAUGCAGACACUGGAAUGUGGUUGAUAGAAGAAAAUGGCACAUACCAGCUCCUCUUGACCAGAGAUAAAGGAAUCAGACCCACACAAAAAAUUUACUUCCUAAAUGGUGCAUGUGGCACAACCGGGCAACCGUGGACGGGAGAAAACUUCACAAAAUGCACUGGAAAUCAAGAUCUGGUCUAUGAAACGGGAGGGUGCUAUAUUACCUGCCUGGAUCCAGCUUCGUUUUGCAACAAUGCCACAUACAUAAACUGUGAUGACAACCCUUUUAAUGAUGACAACAUCACACUUAACCAGCACCCAUUUUGUUCAAAGUGUGGGAGUCCUGUACAAACACCAGACGUACAGAUUAAUAUGGACAACAUGUCAAUCCCUGAUUUAAAGGCAGAUACUACGGCAAAGUCUGAAGUGAUGAACAGUGUGACCUCCAAGGUUCUGGAACUGAUGGGAAACAAGACCACCGCGUCUGUGACGGUGGGAGACGUGCAGGGGGUUUUUGUGAAGCCUAAAGAUCGGACUAAGCUGGAAUCCGUCUCGUUCAUCUACUCUGAAGGCACAAACCUCAGCAUCAUCCAAGAUAAGACUCAAACUGAAAAGUAUCCCAUGUUGAUCUCGAUACCGAAGGAGGCUUUCGAAAAAGCAGCCAACAUAGACAACAUCACACUGUUCUCCUCUGUGUUCAGAUUCCCCAACUUCACAAAGGAUGCUAAGAACAGCACCGUUCUGAAUAACGAAGUCUAUUCUAUUGAUAUGGGAACCGAAAUCACCAACCUGACCAACACAAUUAGCUUCAUCUUCAGGAGUGUGAAGAAGAAAGACGCCACUCUUCGCUGUCAAUCCUGGGAUGGAAAUGGGUCCAAACCAAACUGGACCACCGAUGGAUGCAACACCACUGAAACUGGGGACAUUGUAACCUGUGAAUGUGUACACUUGACCUUCUUCGCUGUGCUGAUGGUGCCCAACCCAACUGAAACCAUAUCCAGCACUGACCUGAGCAACCUCACCUACAUCACCUCCAUCGGCUGCGGACUCUCCAUCUUCUUCCUGGGCGUAGCUCUCUUCAUGCACUUCCUGUUAAGGAGAUCGAGACAGAGCGAUUCAGUGCACAUCCUCAUAAACCUGUUUGUUUCACUGGUCCUGCUGAACCUGACCUUCCUGACCAAUGAGUAUGUGGCGAACACGGGGAACCUGAUAGGCUGUAAGCUGAUGGCGGGCUUCAUGCACUACUGCCUGCUGACCAGCUUCACGUGGUUCGGUCUGGAGGCUCUCCACCUCUGUCUGCAGCUGGGCCGAAACUCCACACCUAUCAAACACUACCUCACCAAGAUAUGCAUCGCCGGCUGGGCUCCUUCUGCGGUUGUUGUCACCGUCGUCUUCUGUUUGCAAAAAUACAACCAACUAGUCAUUCACGCUGACGACGGAAAGGAUGUGAAGAUGUGCUGGAUCACCGACUCUGCCGUCCAUUACGUGGUGAACAUCGGCUACUACUCGGUAAUCUUCGUCUUCACCUUCACUACCUUUGUCAUCAUGCUGCGAUGGAUCUUCCUCCUCAAAGGCACAGCCGCGAAAAGGCAUGAACCACUCGCCGGCUCUGGUAAGCGCACAACAGGUACCUCCGACGCCCUGACCGUAAUGGGCCUGUGCUGCACACUCGGACUCACCUGGGGCUUCGCCUUCUUCGCCUACGGAGCCCUGCGCCUCCCGUCCUACUACAUCUUCACCAUCCUCAACUCCUUCCAAGGAUUCUUCCUGUUCAUUUAUUAUUACAAGACUAGCAGGUUUGUGGGGGACCAGAUGACCUCAGAGAAGACCAGCACCACCACGGAGGCCACCAGCGUGGAGAACCCGUACGAGAAGCCGAAAUAGUCUUAAGGUACAGAUCACUGGAUGAAACAGGAGCAGCCGUCGGGAAGUGAUGCCACCUGGACUAUAUUCUCUGUGUGAGGACGACUGAGAUGUGAUGUAAGCUAGAAGGCAUGUGUGAGUGUGAUCUUCAGAAGCUUCAUGGGCUGAGUGUGACUUUUAACUUCUAAUUCUACUGAAUGUGUCUAUGAAUGGCAGCAAUAGAUGAUAGUGGUGCACCCUGAAUCUGCUGGUGUAGAAGUUUAACUGUAAAGCUUCUGUGUCAAAGACAAUUGGGAAAAAUAUCGACACCAAAUUCACAGAUAAAUUACUGCGCUUCCUUUACAUUUCCAUGAAAUCCGUCUCGAUUCCAGACUACUACUCAUAUAACUGUGGCUGCUCCAAUCAGGAUGCAGUCUGAUUGGUUUAGAUCACAGCUUUCAUGUUUCCCACCAACAGUGCUGUAAGGAAAACCAUCCUAUUUAUCACAGCAGAAUAUUUAUUACAGAAUAUUGUUGUCUAUAGGAUCAAAAUGACUAGAACAGCCAAAUCAAACAUCCCUCUAUCCAAAUGGUCAACCUGGACCUGUACAAAUACACAGUCCAGCCUGUUCAGUAAAGAUCUUCAGCUUUUAGAUCCUCCAGCUCUGUUCACUGUGGAGCUCCGCACACAAACACAGACACCUGUUUCCAGUUCUUCACUGUAAUGUUAUAUAUAUAUAUAUAUACCACUGAUUUCAUGGAGAUUGUUUUACGUUUAUUCAUUUUCUGUUGGUGUGUUUAUUAUGAAUUUAUUUCUGCUGAUGCGUUUCAACUCAAAUCUAGUCACGUGCGAAAGUUUCGGCAUGUGUUUUACUAAUCUCUGACAAUAAGUGAAUGCACCCUCUACAGAGAGCUUCUAUUUAUUUCCUGAGUAUAAUGUUGCAAAAAAGAAAAUAAACAAGCUGCAGUUUAUGUUUUAUUCUUUCCCUGCAAUAUUAGUAACGUUCAUAUGUCAUAAGCUCCAUUCAGAAGCUGGGCGUCGUGUGAGGCUGUAGCUCUUCUCUCCAGUCUAAUAGACGGUGACGUCAUUUUAAACCCUUAUAAUAAAAGAAGCUGAACUCAAUUUGUUUUGCUCACGACUGAACCCACAGAUUCUGUCUGGCAGUAGACAAAUACACAUUCAUGUGUUCUGAGGAGAGAGUGUUUGGUUUUGGAGAGGCUGUUUUCAGUUUAAUGUAUUUGACAGAUUCUAUUUAGAUAUAUUUAUUUCUGCUCACAGUCGUGUGCAAAAGUUUGAAAUGAUGUGUUUUGUGUUUAAUAUGUGAACAUGUCGUCUACAGAGACACAUCGGGAAACUCUGCACAUUUAAUGAUUUAUUUUCCCCCAGUAUGUUCAGUCCAGCAAAUGAACAGUAUCAGCGGUGGACAGUA